Triticum urartu is the source of this 1424-nucleotide messenger RNA. RefSeq names its product chalcone synthase 2-like. Lineage: Eukaryota; Viridiplantae; Streptophyta; Magnoliopsida; Poales; Poaceae. Gene Ontology annotation, biological process: polyketide biosynthetic process. The record is from RefSeq and is a predicted model, not a curated record. Gene Ontology annotation, molecular function: acyltransferase activity, transferring groups other than amino-acyl groups.
AUGACGGUGGAGGAGGUGAGGGAGGCGCAGCGCGCGAUUGGACCGGCGACGGUGCUGGCCAUCGGCACGGCGACGCCACCCAACUGCGUGUACCAGGCAGACUAUCCGGACUACUACUUCAGGGUCACAAAGAGCGAGCACCUGGUCGGCCUCAAGGCCAAGUUCAAGAGGAUGUGUGACAAGUCACACAUCCGGAAGAGAUACAUGCACCUGACGGAGGAGAUGCUUGAGGAGAACCCCAGCAUGUGCACGUUCAUGGCGCCGUCGUUGAGCGCACGUCGGGCCAUCGCUGUCCCCCUGGUCCCAAAGCUCGGAAAGGAGGCCGCGGAGAAGGCGAUCAGGGAAUGGGGGCAGCCUCUGUCCAGCAUCACCCACCUCAUCUUCUGCAGCACCUCCGGAGUGGACUUGCCAGGCGCCGACUUCCACCUGACAAAGAUGCUCGGCCUGCGUCCGUCAGCGAAGCGUUUCAUGAUGUACCAGCAGGGCUGCUUCACCGGCGGCAUGGUGCUCCGUCUGGCCAAGGACCUGGCCGAGAACAACCGCGGAGCACGCGUGCUGGUGGUCUGCUCGGAGAACACGGUCAUGACUUUCCAUGGCCCCGACGAGUCCCACCUCGACUCGCUGGUAGGCCAGGUGCUCUUCGGCGAUGGCGCGGCGGCCGUGAUCAUCGGGGCGGACCCCGACGGGUCCACGGAGCGGCCGCUGUUCCAGCUUGUAUCGGCCAGCCAGACCAUCCUGCCGGAAUCGGAGGGAGCCAUUGGCGGGCAGCUACUGGAGGCGGGCCUCACCUUCCACCUCCGCAAGAAUGUUCCCAUACUCAUCUCCAAGAACAUCGAGCGCGCGCUGGAGGAGGCCUUCAAGCCACUGGGCAUCCACGACUGGAACUCCAUCUUCUGGGUGACGCACCCCGGCGGGCCGGCCAUCCUCAGCAUGAUCGAGGCUAAAGUCAAGCUUAACAAGGAGCGGAUGCGCGCCACCCGGCACGUCCUGUCCGAGUACGGCAACAUGUCCAGCGCGUGUCUGUUCUUCAUCCUGGACGAGAUGCGCAGACGCUCCUCCGAGGACGGACACGCCACCACCGGCGAGGGCAUGGACUGGGGUGUCCUAUUCGGCUUCGGCCCCGGCCUCACCGUCGAGACCAUCGUCCUCCACAGUGUCCCCAUCGCCUCCCCGUGAGGCCAGUAAGGCCUCUACGUUUUCCCCUUACCCGUCAAUCAAUCAAGACAUCUGUUCCGUUGCUGAGGGUGUUCAUGAUUGCCCGACGCUAUUUGUUCUCAAACCUCUCUGUUGCUCACGGUUAUGGCUGUGGUUUAGUUUCUGAGACGUACUCAGUUUCAAAACUGUUGGCUGCUGGCCCCUGAUGUGGCCUUUGUUUUUAGUUUCUGCUUUUUUUAUUUCAAAAAAACUGAACUAUGUAUCCUGUC